This is a messenger RNA of Hypoxylon fragiforme, 1068 nucleotides long. Its product is annotated as HotDog domain-containing protein. The record is from RefSeq and is a predicted model, not a curated record. The transcript has a single exon. NCBI's taxonomy places the organism in Eukaryota, Fungi, Ascomycota, Sordariomycetes, Xylariales, Hypoxylaceae. Bases 361 to 933 code for a protein of 190 amino acids.
CAUUCGCAGGGAUAGCUGAUAAGGCAAGGAUGGUUGGCGAUAAGACAAGGCCUGAACAACAAACAACGAAUCAAGUUAAGUACCUCGGCUUUUGUCUCUUUUCUGCUUGUUUUUUCGGGACUCAAAUCCUUGACCUCUUCCUUCACCUCCCUCAUUACUCAUCAUCUCAAUUGUUUACGCGCUAAAUAAAUGUCACUUACUUCAUCAUCGCACUCAACCAACCCUACUCCAACAUGAACAAUUAAUACUCUUGAUUUAUAAAGUACCUAAUAGAGAGUAAAAAAAAGCAAGAGACAGCACUGAGAGUGUGUGGGCGUGUGUGUGUGUCUGUAUGUGAGAGAGAAACUAGACCGACCCUAUAUGUACAUAAUGCCAGACCCCGAAGUCGCAACAUCCGACUAUGAGCACUUCGCCUCCAUCCCGUGGUGCGCUCGGCACCUGCGCGGCUCCCGAAUCAUCACCGGGCAGCCCGCCAGCCGGGUCUCCAAGUCCAAUGGCGAGGACUCCCUCUUCUCGCAGACGCUGAGGACGCAGUACACCAUCCUGGCCAUGCUGGAGUUCUACGAGGACCCCAUCUCCCCCACGGACCCCGUGGACUCCAUCAACACCUUCCUCACGCUUGGCUCCGGCCUCAACGGGCACCCGGACAUUUGCCACGGCGGCAUCGUCGCCGCCAUCAUGGAUGAGGUCUUGGGGCUCCUCAUACCCAUUAACCAGCAGCGGGGUUUCUUGCCCGAGAGGCCGUACUUCACCGCGUACCUCAACACGACGUUCGUCCGGCCCGUGCCGACGUGCGCGACUAUUCUCGCGCGAGCGAGGGCCGUGAAAGUCGAGGGGCGCAAGUACAUUCUAGAGGGCCGGAUCGAAGACGGAGACGGAAAUGUGUUGGCGCGCGCCGAAGCUAUGUUUGUGUUUCUACGGAGUAAACUGUAAUUGGGCCUGUUUUCCUGCAGGCGGUGGAGAAAUCGCGAGCAAGAAUGGCAUGCAUACUGCAUAUGGCCUCCCGAUCGGUUAUGAAUUUUAUGGAUCCUGUGGCUCCAGCGAUUUUUUUUUUUUGCCACGACUUGG